GCCUCGGAGCCCACUGGUCGUUAUGCCCUCUCACAAAACCCUCCAUUUUCUGUCUCUGGCGCUCCUCCUCUUCAAACCAAACCCUAACCCUAACCUUCGUGCUCUCUCUUUGCGAUUCUUCUCCGACCAGUCAUGGCUGUCCGUACGAGGCAACCCCAUCAUCAAGUGGCCCUCGCCGCCCGACGUACCCUGCUCUCUCCCGCACCCAAACCCCGCCCCAAACCCUAACCCUAAUAUCUCCGGCCCCAAUUUUUCACAAAAUGACUUCUUUACCAUUGCUAACCUGCUCGCCGACCCUAGCAUUUCCCCCGGUUCAUCGCUCCAGAGCGCAUUGGACCGGACCGGAAUCGAGCCGGGUCCGUGUCUGUUACAGGCUGUGUUCGACCACUUCGAUUCGUCUCCCAAAUUGCUUCACACGCUGUUUCUUUGGGCACAAAAGCGGCCGGGGUUUCGAUCCUCUGCGACUCUCUUCGGCUGCAUGAUCAAUGUGCUUGCUAAGUCGAGGGAGUUCGAGUCGGCGUGGUCUCUGAUUCUUAAUCGGAUCGGUGCAGAUGAGGAGCCUGGUUUGGUUUCUGUAGAUACGUUUGUGAUCAUGAUCAGACGGUAUUCCCGCGCAGGUAUGUCCCAAUCGGCAAUCCGGACUUUUGAAUUUGCAAGUAAUUUAGACUUAUUUCUUAAUUCAGAGUCAGAAAUGAGUUUGUUUGAAGUUUUGUUGGAUUCCUUUUGUAAGGAAGGCCUUGUUAGGGUGGCUUCAGAGUACUUUGAUAUGAAAAGAAAGUUGCAUCCAGAUUGGAUUCCAUCAGUUCGGGUUUAUAAUAUACUGUUGAAUGGAUGGUUUCGAUCAAGGAAGCUGAAAUGGGCAGAGCGGCUUUGGGUGGAGAUGAAGAGGGAUAAUGUGAAACCUAGUGUUGUAACAUAUGGUACACUGGUUGAAGGAUAUUGUCGGAUGCGUCGUGCUGAAACUGCAAUUGAAUUGGUGAGUGAGAUGAGGAGUGAAGGAAUUGAGCCCAAUGCAAUUGUGUAUAAUCCAAUAAUUGAUGCAUUGGGGGAAGCUGGGAAGUUCAAGGAGGCAUUGGGGAUGAUGGAGCACUUUUUGAUCCUCGAAUCAGGCCCUACUAUUUCAACAUACAAUUCACUGGUAAAGGGCUUUUGCAAGGCUGGAGAUCUUGUAGGGGCUAGUAAGAUCCUUAAGAUGAUGAUAAGUAGGGGUUGUGUCCCUACUCCAACAACCUAUAACUAUUUCUUUAGGUACUUUUCAAAGUUCGGGAAAAUUGAGGAGGGAAUGAACCUUUAUACCAAAAUGAUUGAAUCUGGGUAUACCCCGGAUCGGCUUACUUUCCAUCUUUUGUUGAAGAUGUUGUGUGACGAGGGGAGAUUGGAUUUGGCAGUUCAAGUAAGCAAGGAAAUGAGAUCUAGGGGAUUGGAUAUGGAUUUAGCUACAAGCACCAUGUUGAUUCAUUUGCUUUGCAAUAUGCAUAAAUUCAAAGAGGCUUUUGCAGAGUUUGAGGACAUGAUACGGAGGGGUUUAGUUCCUCAGUAUCUUACUUUUCAGAGAAUGAAUGACGAGUUAAGGAAACAAGGAAUGACUGAGAUGGCGCAUAAGCUGUGCAACAUGAUGUCUUCCGUUCCUCAUUCAACAAAUUUGCCAAACACAUAUGUCAGAGAAAGAGAUGCAUCUCAUGCAAGGAGAAAAUCUAUAAUCCUGAAGGCUGAAGCAAUGUCUGAUUUGUUGAAAACUUGUUCAGAUCCAAGAGAACUUGUCAAGUAUAGAAGUUCGCCUGAGAAUGUUGUAUCAAGAGCAAACCAGUUGGUAGAGGAUAUUAAGAGAAAAGCUAACAUCCAAUGAUAUAUAUUUUUGCUUUGCUUGGGUAACAGGCAUUAGUUUUGGAUUCAGUUGGCAUUCUCUGAAAGGUAGGUAAACAGGAGUUUACUGCAGGAUACAGACUGUGCAGCAUUCUGAAUCCUGAUGGACGUCUAUUAUGCAGUCAAGUGGUUUGGAUGCAGGUUCAUUGCACAUACAAACUGCAUUGUGGUGGUACAAGUAAAGAGAGACUAUGAAAGAGACUAUGAGACAUAACUGGAUGCGCGUCUGGACUUUGAAGUCUUUGGGGCCCUGAAGGAUGGUGAAGUCAGUGUCCUUUGUAAAUAGACGGCAGUGGACCAUUGAAACAGGAACGCAUGGCUCGCUGGAUGCCCUGUCUUUGCAUGUGGACUUGUGCAUUUGGAAUUUGUCGAAGGUCUGCAAAUACACACAUUAACAUAAUAACAUGGGUUGAAGAGAAGUCUUCGCAUAUUUUUUUGAUCGCAAGUGCAAAAGAUGCAAAAGAGAAAGAACCAUCAAAACGUAGCUACCAGCCGUUCUAUUUUUGUGUGGGAGUGUUGUAUUACUAGCAGCUUUUUUAUCAUAUAUUUUUACCCUUGGUCAAAGCUUUUUUUAGUAUUUAAGUUUUGGUCUUUAGAGGGAUGGAGGACAAUGGACAUGUUAGAGAUAUAGUCCAAUCCCCACGGAAGUUUCCGUCAAGUUGGAAUGAGCUUCACAGUAUUUUUGCACUUAUUUUCGAUUGUGCUAGUCAAUCACGCAUGAUGAGACUUGUAUGGACAACUGGAUAUAUGUGAUGCCAGAGGGCCAAUUGACAGACAAAAGCCUAAAAGAGAUUUCAUUUGGAU
Molecule: messenger RNA, 2667 nt
Organism: Prunus mume (Japanese apricot)
Lineage: Eukaryota; Viridiplantae; Streptophyta; Magnoliopsida; Rosales; Rosaceae
Product: Pentatricopeptide repeat (PPR) superfamily protein
Molecular function (GO): protein binding
Source: RefSeq, a predicted model, not a curated record